This is a messenger RNA of Scleropages formosus (Asian bonytongue), 2252 nucleotides long. RefSeq names its product transducer of ERBB2, 1b (gene tob1b). Bases 473 to 1441 code for a protein of 322 amino acids. Gene Ontology annotation, cellular component: cytoplasm; nucleus. Gene Ontology annotation, molecular function: transcription corepressor activity. Gene Ontology annotation, biological process: regulation of gene expression. The record is from RefSeq and is a predicted model, not a curated record. The transcript has 2 exons. NCBI's taxonomy places the organism in Eukaryota, Metazoa, Chordata, Actinopteri, Osteoglossiformes, Osteoglossidae.
AGCUAUAAAUUGCGGGCAGACGACAGCUGGUUUGAGAGAGUUGUAAAAACUCCCCAGCAAUAGGGAGUCGGUUAGUCUACACACAGAUAAACCUAAAUAUCUUAAAAUAGGAAACACUUAAAUAAAAACCUAGAAGACUGGAAUACCUUUUCAAACAAAUUGUGUACCAAUACAUAAUAUAUGAAGAAAUUGUUUGCCUAGCUAAUCUUACAUAAUCCACUUUUUUGCACUAGCUAGCGAACGGUACUUCAAGAAUCUGCUGUGAAUCUUUUGUAUUUUUUACCUUAAGAACAAGAACACUUCCUUGUGGAAAGACAGAUUUCUUCUGCAACCACCUGUUUAAUUUUCAUAGUUUGUUUUCCUCUGUUUGGGGAAGACUGAACACUGCUGUCUUGGAGGGUUUUUUUGGCAACACUUGGCAAAAGGAACAAGACAAAGGAAGGGAAACUGUACACUGUACCGUUCAGCAGCUAUGCAGCUUGAAAUCCAAGUAGCACUCAACUUUAUUAUUUCUUACUUGUACAACAAGCUCCCUCGGCGACGUGUGAACAUCUUUGGCGAAGAACUGGAGCGCCAGCUUAAGAAAAAAUAUGAUGGACACUGGUACCCAGACAAGCCAUACAAAGGGUCUGGAUUCAGGUGCAUACAUGUGGGAGAGAAAGUGGACCCAGUUGUGGAACAAGCAGCCAAAGAGAGUGGGUUGGACAUAGAAGACGUCCGUAACAACUUGCCUCAGGAUCUAAGCGUGUGGAUCGAUCCUUUUGAGGUGUCUUAUCAGAUCGGGGAGAGGGGACCGGUCAAGGUGCUCUAUGUGGAUGAUAACAGUGAGAAUGGGUCAGAGUUGGACAAAGAGAUCAAAAACAGCUUUAACCCUGAGGCCCAGGUGUUCAUGCCAAUCAGCGACCCGGUGGGGGCCUCCUCUGAGUCCAGCUCCCCUUCGCCACCAUUUGGCCAGUCCGCUGCGGUCAGCCCCUCCUUCAUGCCGCGCUCCACCCAGCCUUUAACCUUCACCACUGCCACUUUUGCUGCCACCAAGUUUGGCUCGACCAAAAUGAAGAACAGCGGCCGCAGCAGCAGCAAGGUCGCGCGCACGUCCCCCACCAACCUGGGCUUGAAUGUGAAUCUCCUGAAGCAGAAAGCCAUCUCUACGUCAAUGCAUUCUCUCUAUGGGCUUGGUCUGGGCAGCCAGCAGCAGAAGACUUCUGCCCUUUCUCCCAAUGCAAAGGAGUUUGUGUUUCCAAACAUCCAAGGGCAGGGUAACAGCAGUGCAGUGUUCCCAGGCGACAACUCCCUCAGUCUCAGUCCUCUCCAGUACAAUGCCUUUGAUGUGUUUGCGGCCUAUGGUGGCCUCAACGAGAAGUCCCUCAUGGAUGGCUUAAACUUCAGCCUGAGCAACAUGCAGUAUUCUAACCAGCAAUUCCAGCCAGUAAUGGCUAACUAAUAAAUGAAGAUGCAUAUAAACAGCAAAUGGGGGUGGAUAAUGAAUAAAUGACAUGUCAGUUUAGAUCCCUGUUAGUUGUUGAAGUAAAAGCGCAUGUGCCCAAGGGUGGGUUUUUCUUUUGUGCCCCCUUGAGUUUGUUUCAAAAGCUUGUAGUAGAAACAUGUCCAAGCUUGGUUACUUAAAUUGAACAUGCAUUUUUUUUCCUUUUACUUUUUUGCCAACCAAGCACAAGAUUUUUUUUUUUAUACUAUGUUUGAGGGGGCACUAAAGUGUUAAACUCAAGUUAUGGCCUCUUACAGUAUUUAAGUUAGUAAGACAUGGCUGAUUUUUAAAAAUUGGCACUAAUGGGGUUACUUGGUCUUUUUUCUAAUUGUAUAAUUUAAUUUAGUACAGAGUUUGUAAAAUAUCAGAGUAUAUAUUGUUUCUACGACAUGGUAUUGCAUUUAUAUCUUUUUACUACUCCAGUGAUCUGUGAUGGCUGCAGCAGCUUUAUGUUAUUCUUUUUUUAACGGAAAUUGUAAAACAAAUCCAUCUAAAACUAUUCUAAAGAUUGUGUACAGAAUAUUCCUGUUGUGGUGGAAUUACAGUGUAGGAAUAUUUGCUUUUUUUGAAAGAGUUGUAUUUUCUGUUAAGAGUUUAAAGAUUUUGCUAUAUUGAAAAAAUGUAAUCGUAUAUAAUUUUGUACCUACAUUGUGCAAUACUUGAUGAAAAAAAACGGUAUAACAAAGUAUUUUGAGUCAGUGUCUUACAUGUCAAGAGGGACUGAAAUAGUUUAUAUUGUUAAGUUUGUAUUAAAAUGCUACAAAAAUUA